Capsella rubella is the source of this 5422-nucleotide messenger RNA. Its product is annotated as PH-interacting protein. Lineage: Eukaryota; Viridiplantae; Streptophyta; Magnoliopsida; Brassicales; Brassicaceae. Gene Ontology annotation, biological process: regulation of cell shape; regulation of transcription by RNA polymerase II; cytoskeleton organization. The transcript has 27 exons. Gene Ontology annotation, cellular component: nucleus. Bases 455 to 5116 code for a protein of 1553 amino acids. The record is from RefSeq and is a predicted model, not a curated record. Gene Ontology annotation, molecular function: protein binding.
AAAAAAAAAAAAAGCGUCACUGGUCUUUGUUUCGUUCUUCCUUGUUCUCGCUCGACCUGGGGAUGUCGUACCAGGAGACGUUCUCAAUUCGCAGAAUGUAACGUUGUCACUCUUCGUCUCUCCUCUCCUUUUUCGUCACCUCAGAAUCAUUCGAAUUCGCUGCUCCGUUUCACUCUGGGUUCGUCCUUUCACCUCCGCUUCGAAUCGUUGAAACGACGAAUCCAGAUUCCUUUCUCUAGCCACCCAUCACAAGUGCUGAGUAGCAGCUGUAUUUUUGUUGACCUAACUUAACCCUAGCUUUUUCGAGGGCUUUUUGAUUUCGGGAUUAACUCGUUGAAAUCGCAUUUAAGAUAGUGUCUCAGUGGUUUACGAUCCAAAUUCCUUGAAGAACAGAUUAAUUUACCACAGAGAUUCCAACUUUGAAGAGAACCCUAGUUUAUAAGGCCGCGUUAGCAUGGACUGGAUAUCCAAACCUACUCAUUUUAUGGAAACUUCGAAUUUGGCAAACGUGGUUCCAGGAAAUGCUCCCCUUGAGCCGCAUGAGACACUUGUUCGCCAUUCUUCGCUAACUGAUGUUGAUAUGGACCUUAGAGAAGUCUAUUUUCUGAUUUUACAUUUUCUUUCUACUGGCCCCUGCGAACGCACCUUUGCGCACUUGAGAGACGAAAUUUUGGAGAAAGGCCUUUUGCCCCGUAGAUAUCAUUCCUGGUGGUCAAGAAGUGGCACUUGUAGUGGGCGUUCUGACGAUGAUGGCAUCUCCCUUCCAUUGAGUUAUGAUAAUUUGAUAGAGAGGUAUCCUCAUAUCAAAAAGGAUCACUUAGUGAAGCUUCUCAAACAACUAAUUUUAAACCCGCCUUUUCCUUCACACAUGAGAGUUGAAGGAAAUGCUCCUAAUGCUGCUGAUGUUCCAACACUAUUGGGAUCUGGCACCUUUUCACUUGUGGAUCAAAAAUAUAUAGAGCCUCAGAAAGCUAAGCAUGUUGCGUCAUACUUACGCUGGCCACAUAUGCAUGCCGAUCAAGUGCAUGGAUUAAGUCUCAGAGAAAUUGGAGGAGGUUUCAGAAAACACCACCGUGCUCCGUCCAUUCUUUCAGCAUGCCAUGCUAUUGCAAAACCAUCAACAAUGGUUCAAAAGAUGCAAAAUAUAAAGAAGCUCAGAGGACAUCGUAAUGCUGUCUACUGCGCUAUAUUUGAUCGUUCUGGAAGAUAUGUUAUCACUGGUUCUGAUGACCGGCUUGUCAAAAUUUGGUCGAUGGAAACUGCGCUUUGCUUGGCUAGCUGCCGCGGGCAUGAAGGUGACAUUACAGACUUGGCCGUUAGUUCAAACAAUGCUUUGGUGGCUUCAGCUUCAAACGAUUUUGUGAUCCGAGUGUGGCGGUUGCCUGAUGGAAUGCCAAUUUCUGUAUUGCGGGGCCACACUGGAGCUGUUACUGCAAUUGCAUUUAGUCCCAGACAGGCGUCUGUUUACCAACUUUUAUCGUCAUCAGAUGAUGGAACCUGUCGUAUCUGGGAUGCUAGGUAUUCUCAAUGGCUUCCACGGAUCUAUGUUCCAAGCCGAUCAGAUGCUAGUACUGGCAAAACCACUUUUACAUCUUCCAACACGGCAUCCACGAGCAAUGCAUCUCAGAGUCAUCAAAUAUUAUGUUGUGCGUACAAUGCUAAUGGGACCAUUUUCGUCACGGGUAGCUCUGACAGCAAUGCAAGGGUUUGGAGUGCCUCUAAACCUAACUUGGAUGAUGCUGAACAGCCGACUCAUGAGCUGGAUGUUCUAUGUGGCCAUGAGAAUGAUGUCAACUAUGUGCAGUUUAGUGGUUGUGCUGUGGCUCCAAAGUCUUCAACAACUGAUACUCUAAAGGAAGAUAGUUACCCAAAGUUUAAGAAUUCCUGGUUUUGUCAUGACAACAUAGUAACCUGCUCUCGCGAUGGUAGUGCAAUUAUAUGGACUCCAAGAUCACGUAAAUUCCAUGGGAAAUCUGGACGCUGGAUGAAAGGAUAUCAUCUGAAGGUUCCACCUCCUCCACUUCCUCCGCAACCUCCUCGAGGAGGCCCACGCCAAAGGUUUCUUCCAACACCACGGGGUGUAAAUAUGAUUAUAUGGAGCUUGGAUAAUCGUUUUGUACUUGCCGCUAUCAUGGAUUGCAGGAUUUGUGUUUGGAAUGCUGCUGACGGUAGCUUAGUGCAUUGUUUAACUGGUCACAGUGAAUCGUCCUAUGUCUUGGAUGUGCAUCCUUUCAAUCCUCGUAUUGCUAUGAGCGCUGGCUACGAUGGGAAAACAAUCAUCUGGGAUAUAUGGGAGGGUGUACCAAUCAAAGUAUACGAAAUCGGGAGAUUCAAGUUGGUUGAUGGAAAAUUUUCACAAGAUGGGACAUCUAUUGUGCUUUCAGAUGACGUUGGUCAGAUAUAUUUCCUAAACACCGGACAAGGUGAGUCUCAAAAGAAUGCAAAAUAUGACCAGUUCUUUCUUGGUGAUUAUCGUCCUCUUAUUCGAGAUACCAAUGGACAUGUUCUUGAUCAGGAGACGCAGCUCCCUCCCCAUCGGAGGAACCUUCAGGAUCUUCUUUGUGAUUCAAGUAUGAUUCCGUAUCCAGAACCAGACCAGACAAUGUUUCAGCAACGCAGACUUGGUGCACUAGGAGUUGAAUGGCGUCCUUCCUUGAUAAAGUUUUCUGUUGGCCCUGAUUUUAGUUUAGGUCAAGAUUAUAUUAUGCCUCCUUUGGCUGAUCUGGAUAGAUUGAUUGAGCCAUUGCCCGAGUUUAUAGAUGCUAUGUACUGGGAACCAGAACACGAAGUUCUGAGUGAAGACAAUGAUUCAGAGUAUAAUGCUGAAGUUUCCUCUGAUGGAGCUAGGGCAAGCCCAUGUUCCAACUCGUCAAAUGAACCUGAUUGCAGUUCCGAGGACAGUGACGUUGAAAAUAUUCACGAAAAUAGCUAUCAUCGGACAAGAAGAAGAAAACAUCCUAGAGCCGAGGUCACUACUUCAUCGGGAAGACGUGAUAAGAAGAUUUUGGAUGAGAAUGAUAGCUCGAAAUCUGUGAUUAAGAGAACAAAGAACCAAAAAAUUGGUGUGAAGGCUUCAAAAAGAAAAUAUGUUGAUAUCAAGGCAUCACGACCGCAAAGAGCAGCAGCCCAAAAUGCUCGAUCCUUGCUUUCUAAAAUUUCUGGAAGCUCUUCGAAUGAAUUUGAUGAUGAUAAUGAUUCAUCCAACAGUGAAUCUGAUAGAAGCAUACCCACUUUGCGACCGUUGGAAAAUCCGUCUGAGAUGCUGGAAUCUCUUUCAAAUGACAAACAGAAGAAAAGAUUGAUUGUAAAGAUCUGUGUUAAAAAGCCAGUAGAAUCUGUGGAAAGCAAGGCAGAUGUAAUAAAUGAGGCUGAUUUGGAGCAAUUAUCUUCUAAAUAUUUGGAGGAGAAUCACAGAGUGGUUGGUAUAUACUCAAGAGAGCCGGGGUCAAGUUCUGUAGACGCAAAAGGAGAUUUAUGGUGUCAGAAUAUUCCUCAAUCUAUCAAUACGCCACAGAGAGAAAAGGCCGAUAAUCGGUUGGUAAAAUCUUCAGAUCAAGAACAGGAUAUGUGCAAGUGGAGGGAAGAAACUCCUGUUUGUGAAACUACCGAAUUAAUUAUGUCUGAGAACAUUGAAGAAGUCCAAACAUUUAAUGGGGAUGAAGAUCUGUCAAGACUUGAACCAUUGGCUGGUCAGAUAAGACAUUGUGAUAUAGAUACUUCAAUGGAAGCUGAUGAGAUUUUUCCAAAGAAAGUUCGACGACUGAGAUUAAAGCUUCGGCAUCCCAGCAGUCCUCUUAAACUAGAGCCUGCUGAGGUAGCAGAUGAUUUGGCAGAUGCUGGAGAUGGGUUUGCAUCCAUAGCUCCCUCUUCCAUGAAUCCGUUAAUGGAUCCUGAACCUAUGAUAUUUAAUGAUAGAGAUUCUUCUGCACAUGACUCUGAGUUUGGAGAAGCUACAGCUGAUGUGAUACGUAGGAAAAGAUCCAUGAGAAGUGAAUCUAGUACAAGAAAUAGCGCAUUACGCGUAAGGUUGGGCUCUGGAUCUGUAGAUAAAAUAAAGAAACAAGGAAUUUCUUCCACGAGCGUGUGUGACGGUGCAUCACUUGAAGAAUGGCCUUCUACCUCAAAAGCUAGGUCCCGGUCAAGAUCUGCAAGCUAUCUCAAACAAAGUCUCCAUACUGGGUCUAAGUUGAAUGUCUCAAGCAAAAUCUCAUGGUUAAUGUUGUCUGAACAUGAGGAAGGCUGCCGUUAUAUACCCCAGUUAGGAGAUGAAGUUGUUUACUUCAAGCAGGGUCAUCGAGAGUUCCUUGAAACUAGAGACUUCAAUGACAGGGACCGAUCAACGUACCUUCCUCGAAACCUAGGAGCGGUAGAAAUUUGCAAAGUCGAGAAACUCGACUACGAUACGUAUCCUGGUUCUGGCGAAAGCUGCUGCAAAAUGGCCCUCAGGGUUGUGGAUUUUUCUUCAUCACAUGCCUCCCGCAAAGAGUUUCAACUGACACUUCCUGAUCUCAUUAAUUGCCCUGAUUUUAUUGUUGAGAAGACUCGAUACGAUGCUGCAAUUCAAACAAAGUGGGAAAUCGGUGAUGAGUGCCGUGUGUGGUGGAGAAAUGCAUCCGGUGAAGGCGGGGCGUGGUGGGAAGGUAAGAUUGAGUCUUCACAAGUUAAAUCCACUGAGUUCCCAGAUAGUCCUUGGGACAGAUACCGAGUUGUCUAUGAAACUGGGGACACAAAUCUUCACAGCCCGUGGGAGUUUGACAAUCCCCAGUUUCCCUGGGAAAACUCUACCAUCGAAGAAAAGAAACGGGAUAAACUGCUUUCAUUAUUUGUUGGACUAGUGAAAUCAAUCAGCAAGCAUCAGGAUAGUUAUGGGAUCCAAAAGCUAAACGAAGCUGCUCAAAAGAUGGAUUUCUGCAAUAGGUUCCCAGUUCCUUUAUACCCUGAGCUGAUUCACCAGAGGCUAGAGAAUCAGUACUACAGAAGUAUUGAAUCAUUUAAACACGACAUGGAUGCAAUGCUCUCAAAUGCGGAGUCUUAUUUUGCAAGAAACGCAAAUAUGCUUUCGAAGAUAAAGCGACUGGGAGAUAAAUUGACAAAAACGUUAAGAAAGCUGAUAUGAUGAUAAGGCAGCAACACUGGUAUGCUUCAUUUAGUCAUUGCUGUUUUCUGUAUCUUGUAAACACGCUAGGGCUGCGGGAGGUUUUUUCUAUAUAUAUAGCGAAGAGAGAGUUAAAAAAGAAAACUUACAAAGUUUUCACUCUAAACAAAAGAAGUCGGUUCUGUUUGUAGCCACCCCGACGAGACACAGUUUCAUGUAUAGUUUAGUUAGUAGCACAAGACUAACAACAUGUCUGUCUGUAACAGAAAUUUACCCUUUUGUCAGAAGAAUGACAAUUCAUAAGUCUAAUUUUAUAUUUUGACCUCA